Eupeodes corollae is the source of this 1476-nucleotide messenger RNA. RefSeq names its product lipase member H-A-like. The coding region runs from base 314 to 1339 and encodes 341 amino acids. The record is from RefSeq and is a predicted model, not a curated record. Gene Ontology annotation, molecular function: lipase activity. Gene Ontology annotation, biological process: lipid metabolic process. The transcript is spliced from 7 exons. Lineage: Eukaryota; Metazoa; Arthropoda; Insecta; Diptera; Syrphidae.
AUAAGUCGUUGCUGAUGCAACAAAACCUACUUUUUCCAUCUAAAUUUCGCUCAUCAUAUUCAAAUAUAAUGCAAAUAUUUACAAGUCCAAAAAGGUUGCUUCAAAUUGUACCAUCUGAUGAUGCUGAGUCAGAAGAAGAUAAGUCGGGUUUUUUGACAAAUACGAACAUAUUUAAUGAACCUAAAAGUUUAUAGUUUUAUGAACGACUUGCGUUUAGUCAUGAACAUGAUUUUUGUGAAAAAAAAACAAUCAAAUAUUUUAUUACUUUUCCAAGUAUUUUUCAUAUGCCUUUUGGACUUUUUAAAAAUCCAACAUGAAGAGUAUUAAAAUAAAAUCAAGAUUAUUUCUUGGAAUGGUUAAGGCGCAUGCUGAUCUAACUCAAGCCAAAUUUGUAUUCUUCUAUGGACCAAAUUUUACAGAUUCAGCAACAUUUGAACUAGAUGACGGUAUUAGUUUACUCAAACACGAAAAGUUCGACAAAACCAAGAAGACCGUCCUCUAUGUUCAUGGUUAUCUAGAAAACCUAACAGUUGAAAGCAUAAAAGUUAUCGUCGAAGCAUAUCUACAGCGAAAAGAUGUGAAUCUUAUCGUUUUGGAUUGGGGUGAAUUGGCUGAUGGAAAUUAUAUGCUUGAUGCUGUUGUAAAUGCAAAACAAUUAGGUCCAGUUCUAGCAAAGAAGCUUAUUGAUAUGUUCGAUCAAGGCUUAGACAUUAGCAGUUUCCAUCUAAUUGGACAUUCGUUAGGUGGACAAAUGUCUGGAAUUGUUGGUAGGGAGGUCUAUCGACGGUCGAAAAAGACAAAACGGUUAAGGAGAAUUACAGCUCUUGAUCCUGCUUUUCCACCAUUUUAUACUUGUAUCACAGCGCAUCUUAAUAAAAAAGAUGCAGAUUUUGUUGAUGUCAUUCAUACAGAUGCAUGGAUUUAUGGAGCUCCAAUUAGUACUGGAACCGCCGAUUUUUGGCCAAAUAGUGGGAAAACUCUUCAGCCUGGUUGCCCUAAGAGAAAUUACAAGAUGCUCACAGACAACGAUCUCUCAAGUCAUCGAAGAUCGUGGUAUUUUUGGGCAGAAAGUGUUGCUGGAAAAUAUAACGAACAGUUUGAGGCUGUAAAGACAAAAAAUUGGAACGACUUUAAAUCUGGAAAGAUCAAUGAGGAUUCCGAUUUAAAAGUUGUCAUGGGGCAUGAUUGUCCAAUAAACAUUAGUGGUGAUUAUUACUUACAAACAAACGGGCUUCCACCAUAUGCAAGAGGGAAAUCAGGUACUGUUUACAUUGAUCCUAAUGAACUUCCGGGAAAUUCUCCAGCUGAAAUAGCACAACUUGCGAAGGAAUUUAUUUAAUAAAAUUGUAAAUAUUAGUUUCAUAAUUUAAACUUAAGAUUUAUUUAAAAUUAAUUUUGAUAAAAUGUAAAUAGCAAUAAGUGAAUGGUAAGGUUACAUUACCCAAUAAAAGAGCUAAUAAUGAAAAAUUUAAAAUA